CUUCUUUCUCUCAAUCUCCCUUAAAAUACCAUCCCCUUCACCUAAAACCAAACCAUAAUAAUGCAUUAAAUUUUGCAAAAAACCCAUUUUUCCUGUGACACCUCUCCUACAUUUCACCUUCCAAAAUCCCUUAAUUAAUCACUUACAAUCCACACAUAUAUUUCUACAAUUUAUAUGCUUGUAUAAAUAGGCUAUACCCAUUUGAUCAGCUUUAUCUCCCUGUUUGUGUACAUUGAGAAAAAUUCUCUCCCACCCUUCAAGCAAAGCGGCUUUCACUUUUUUAUUCUCUCUCCUUCUGCACUUUUUUUUCUUUUCCUUUUGGCUUCUGGGUUUCUGUGCCUUCAUUGAGAUCUGCUACAAAAAUGGGUUUUUCUCAAGGGACUACUUGCACUGACUCUAGAGAGCCAAUAUAUUUUCCGGCAACUGCCAUAUACACUUCUUCGCCCUGUGUACACGUUGAUCACUUUAGUGAAAACGAUGAUGAGGUCAAAAUGAAACCCCUUUUGAGAAGAAUGGUUUUUGAGUUUGGCUUUGGCUGUAUUCGUCCUUCCCGUCUCAAGAAUCGGAGGGACAGUGAUGAUAACGAGCACAAUGUUGACAACAAGAAUUGUGACAACAAUUUGGAGCACAACAAGGCGUGGCUGCUGGCAGAGUCAGGUGGGUGCGGUGGUGCUGAGCUUGGCAAUGGUGAUCCCCAAUCGAUGCACUCAUCUUUCAGGUUCACUCUCUGCUCUCAGGUUGAGCUUGAGUCCUUAAACAUGAAUCCAAACACUGUUGCUACUGUAUUGAUGGUUAAUUUGGACGGUGGAUUGAAUGAAGACAAAGCAAGAGAACUCAAGUGGCGCAGAAUUGAGUCUUUGGAGAGGAGCAUUUCUCCAGUGGCCAAUUCUUUAGUCAGAUUCAGCUAUGAUGAAAUUCUUGCAGCUACUCGUAAUUUCUGCAAAGGAAGAGUUUUGGGGAGAGGAGCUUUGAGCUUUGUGUUUAGGGGAAGAAUUGGAUUCUUGAGGACCACCGUGGCUAUUAAGCGGUUGGAUAAGGAAGACAAAGAAUCUCCAAAGGCUUUCUGCAGAGAAUUGAUGAUUGCCAGUUCUCUUUACAACCCAAAUAUUGUGCCGCUUAUGGGUUUUUGCAUUGAGCCUGAGGAAGGCUUGUUUUUGGUCUACAAAUAUGUCUCUGGCGGAAGCUUAGAGCACCAUUUGCAUGAGAAGAAGAGGGGAGUAAAGGGUAGAUCAACACUUCCUUGGUCAGUAAGAUAUAAUGUUGCCAUGGGAAUUGCACAGGGAAUUUCUUAUUUACACAAUGGGACAGAGAGAUGUGUUGUUCAUAGAGACAUUAAGCCCUCAAACAUACUUCUAUCUUCCAAGAAAAUACCUAAGUUAUGUGAUUUUGGUUUAGCUAUGUGGACAUCUGCACCUUCAGUUCCUUUCCUUUGCAAAACUGUGAAGGGCACAUUUGGUUAUUUGGCUCCUGAGUAUUUCCAACAUGGGAAAGUUUCUGAUAAAACCGAUGUUUAUGCUUUCGGGGUGGUCCUACUGGAACUGAUAACCGGACGGAAACCAAUUGAGGCUAGAAUGCCUCCAGGAGAAGAGAAUCUAGUCCUAUGGGCAAAACCCCUAUUGCAUAAAGGAAAAGGAGCAAUUGAAGAGCUGCUUGAUCCCCGGCUAAAAUGCAAGACGAGACAUUCAACCCAAAUAGCCCGGAUGAUCCAAGCCGCAGCUGCAUGCAUAAAUAGCGAAGAAUCUCGGAGGCCUGGCAUUGAUGAAAUUAUUGCCAUACUAAGAGGUGAAGAGGAACCCAUUUUGUCUGGUAGGAAGAAAUCCAACUUUUCAGGUCUUAUUGAUUGCUACCCUCAAUUACAACAGCAAACAAAGAGCGAGAUGAACAGUCACUUAGCUUUGGCCAUGCUAGGAGUUUCAGAGUUUGAGGAUGAUGAUCACCUUUACUGUAGGUGAAACAUCAAAUAACAUCUAACCUCAUUGUUUUUCCUGUUUUUCUCUCCUUUUUAGUGUGUUGCUUGCUUGAAUAUAUAAAGUCUUAGGAUCUAGAAUUGAAAGGAGUGUGGAAACUGUAAAUAGGAUCAUGACUCUCUCUGUCUGAUGGAGCGGAUAUUCUAUAAUUGCCAUUUAACUUU
Tripterygium wilfordii is the source of this 2131-nucleotide messenger RNA. RefSeq names its product probable serine/threonine-protein kinase PBL7. The transcript has 6 exons. Gene Ontology annotation, biological process: protein phosphorylation. NCBI's taxonomy places the organism in Eukaryota, Viridiplantae, Streptophyta, Magnoliopsida, Celastrales, Celastraceae. The coding region runs from base 363 to 1952 and encodes 529 amino acids. Gene Ontology annotation, molecular function: protein kinase activity; ATP binding. The record is from RefSeq and is a predicted model, not a curated record.